AUGUCUUCCCUUCUUCUCUUAAUGCUUCUGGCUCACGCCGCCACGUUAACGACAAGCACCGACGAGAAUAUCUCCGAUUUGGACGGUACUAAAAGCGUAUUCAUACUCGCCGGACAAAGCAACAUGGCCGGCCGAGGCAACGUUAUUGACGGCAAGUGGGUCCCACUCGUGCCGCCAGAGUGCACACCCAGCCCUCUAAUCCUACGCCUGACCGCCAGCCUCACGUGGGAGAUGGCACGUGACCCUCUCCACAAGGACAUAGAUGUAAAUAACGUUUGUGGAAUCGGGCCUGGAAUGCCCUUCGCUAAUUCAGUUCUGAAAAAGGACCCGAGCAUUGGAGUUAUCGGUUUGGUGCCAUGCGCCGUCGGAGGAACCACCAUUGACCAGUGGAGCAAGGGCCAGAACCUCUACGAUCAGCUUCUCAAGCGAGCUCAGGCAGCCGUGCGCGGCGGCGGUGGAGGAGGAGGAAAAAUUCGGGGUCUUUUGUGGUUCCAAGGUGAGGAAGACGCGGAAACUGCCGAGGGUGCUCAAAGUUACAAAGAGAAAUUGGAUAAAUUCUUCACCGACGUGCGAUCGGAUUUGCAAUCGCCCGAGCUACCUGUGAUCCAGGUGGCUUUGGCAUCAACAAAAGGAAAUUAUACAGAAGAAAUAAGGAAAGUACAGUUGGGAAUUGAGCUUCCAAAUGUGAAAUGUGUUGAUGCAAAGGGACUGCCGCUCACCGGCGAUAAUUUGCAUCUUAAUACCGACGGCGAAAUUCAGGUUGGCGGCUUGAUGGCCGACGCCUUCCUCCAGCUUACCGGAGAAAUUAAUUAG
Messenger RNA from Erythranthe guttata (spotted monkey flower), 813 nucleotides. Its product is annotated as putative carbohydrate esterase At4g34215. Lineage: Eukaryota; Viridiplantae; Streptophyta; Magnoliopsida; Lamiales; Phrymaceae. The record is from RefSeq and is a predicted model, not a curated record.